AUGGGGAAUGGUUGCCUAAAGGUUAGCUAUGGAAGAAGCUACUGCAAGCUACUGUUCCACUUGACAUUCAAGGACGUAUGUGAUUCAGAAUCCUCACUAUUGCAACGCUUGGAAAGUAAAAAUAUCUGCAGAGCAAUUGAGUUGCUGGAGAAAUUGCAGAGGAGUGGAGAAGUGCCACCGCAGAAACUACAGGCUCUGCAAAGGGUCCUUCAGAGUGAGUUCUGUAAUGCUGUAAGGGAGGUGUAUGAACACGUUUAUGAAACAGUGGACAUCAGCAGUAGCCCAGAAGUUAGAGCUAAUGCAACAGCAAAGGCCACUGUAGCUGCAUUUGCUGCCAGCGAGGGCCAUUCCCAUCCCAGAGUGGUCGAACUGCCCAAAACCGAGGAAGGUCUUGGAUUCAACAUCAUGGGAGGCAAAGAGCAGAAUUCCCCCAUCUACAUCUCCCGGAUCAUCCCAGGCGGCAUCGCUGACCGGCACGGAGGCCUGAAGCGGGGGGACCAGCUGCUUUCCGUGAACGGAGUGAGCGUUGAAGGUGAACACCAUGAAAAAGCAGUAGAACUGCUGAAGGCUGCUCAAGGGAAGGUCAAGCUAGUUGUACGAUACACACCGAAGGUUCUGGAAGAAAUGGAGUCAAGAUUUGAAAAAAUGAGAUCAGCAAAACGCAGGCAGCAAAACUAACUUCGUAUGUAAUAACUUAAAGAGGAAAACACAUCCUGGUUACAUUUUGUAGUUUGCUUUGUGACUCGGU
This is a messenger RNA of Tinamus guttatus (white-throated tinamou), 748 nucleotides long. The record is from RefSeq and is a predicted model, not a curated record. Lineage: Eukaryota; Metazoa; Chordata; Aves; Tinamiformes; Tinamidae.